This is a messenger RNA of Grus americana (Whooping crane), 3444 nucleotides long. It is a transcript of the gene GRK5, whose product is annotated as G protein-coupled receptor kinase 5. Lineage: Eukaryota; Metazoa; Chordata; Aves; Gruiformes; Gruidae. Gene Ontology annotation, biological process: signal transduction; regulation of signal transduction; protein phosphorylation. The coding region runs from base 416 to 2200 and encodes 594 amino acids. Gene Ontology annotation, cellular component: cytoplasm. The record is from RefSeq and is a predicted model, not a curated record. Gene Ontology annotation, molecular function: G protein-coupled receptor kinase activity; ATP binding. The transcript has 17 exons.
CCGCGGGGACGCUGCGGGGCCGGCGCCAGGUGCGGCGGGGCCGCCCCAGGACUACACGUCCCGGCGUGCCCGGCCCCGCGGAGCCGGCGGCGGGGAUGGCGCCUGCGCGGGGCUGCGGGGCCGCUCCGCGGUGCCACACCCCCGGGGGAGGGAGGCAGGAGCGCCCGAGCCCUCAAACCACCGUGGAGCCCGCGGGGCGGAGGAUGGAGUAGCGGGGCGAGGCGCGGGAGCAGAUAGCGCGGGGAGCGGCGCCUCCGCCCGGGGGAGCGCGGAGGAGAAGGGAGGAAGGCAGGGAUCAUGCACGGGGGGAUAACGCGCUAGGGGCAGGAGGCGGGUGGUCGCUCGGAGACUCCGCACCUCGGGAGUGACGUCCUGCUGCAGUGCCGCUGCCUGCCUACGCUGCCCGAGCUCGUCAAUGGAGCUGGAAAACAUCGUUGCUAACACCGUCUUGCUGAAAGCCAGGGAAGGGGGUGGAGGGAAACGCAAAGGCAAAAGCAAAAAGUGGAAGGAAAUCUUGAAAUUCCCUCAUAUUAGCCAGUGUGAAGAUCUCCGAAGAACAAUAGAGAGAGAUUACUGCAGCAUAUGCGAAAAGCAGCCGAUCGGAAGGCUUCUCUUUCGGCAGUUCUGUGAAACUCGACCCGAGCUCGAGUGCUGCAUUAGGUUCCUUGACUUGGUGGCAGAAUAUGAAAUCGCUCCAGAUGAAAAGCUGGGAGAGAAAGGAAAGGAAAUCAUGAUGAAAUACCUCACCCCAGAGUCUCCAGCCUGUGUUCCCGAAGUCAGUCAAGAUCUUAUCCAACAGACGGAGGAGAAACUCAAAAACAGCCCCUGCAAAGAGCUAUUCUCUAACUGUACAAAAUCUGUCCUUGACCACCUCAGUGGAGAACCAUUCCAAGAAUACCUUAACAGCAUGUACUUCGACAGGUUUCUCCAGUGGAAGUGGUUGGAAAGGCAACCAGUAACGAAAAACACGUUUCGGCAGUACAGAGUACUUGGGAAAGGUGGCUUUGGGGAGGUCUGCGCUUGCCAAGUCCGAGCGACAGGGAAGAUGUACGCCUGCAAGAGAUUAGAGAAGAAGAGAAUAAAAAAGCGGAAGGGCGAAUCCAUGGCACUAAAUGAAAAGCAGAUUUUAGAAAAAGUCAAUAGUCAGUUUGUAGUCAAUUUAGCCUAUGCCUAUGAAACAAAGGACGCACUGUGUUUAGUUCUGACUAUAAUGAAUGGAGGUGACCUGAAGUUUCAUAUCUACAACAUGGGAAACCCAGGCUUUGAGGAGGAAAGAGCUUUGUUUUAUGCAGCAGAGAUUCUUUGUGGCUUAGAAGACCUACAUAGAGAAAAUACUGUGUACAGAGAUUUGAAGCCAGAAAAUAUCCUGCUAGAUGAUUAUGGCCAUAUUAGAAUAUCUGACUUGGGUCUAGCUGUUAAAAUCCCUGAGGGUGAAUCAAUCCGUGGAAGAGUAGGAACAGUAGGGUAUAUGGCUCCAGAAGUGUUGAACAACCAGAGAUACACACUCAGCCCUGACUACUGGGGGCUAGGCUGUCUCAUUUAUGAAAUGAUUGCUGGGCAAUCACCAUUUCGUGGAAGGAAAGAGAAGGUGAAGAGGGAAGAAGUGGACAGAAGAGUGCUGGAAACAGAAGAGGUGUACUCCCAUAAGUUUUCUGAGGAGGCCAAGUCCAUCUGUAAAAUGCUCCUCACCAAAGAUGUGAAGCAGCGGCUAGGAUGUCAAGGGGAAGGUGCAACAGAAGUGAAGAGGCACCCCUUUUUCAAGAGCAUGAAUUUCAAGCGGUUAGAAGCAGGAAUGCUGGAUCCUCCCUUUGUCCCUGAUCCCAGAGCAGUAUACUGCAAGGACGUGUUAGACAUCGAGCAGUUCUCCACAGUGAAAGGAGUUAACCUGGACCAAACGGAUGAUGAUUUCUAUUCCAAGUUUUCCACAGGAUCAGUGUCUAUUCCAUGGCAAAAUGAGAUGAUAGAAACAGAGUGCUUCAAAGAACUGAAUGUAUUUGGACCAAAUGGUACUAUUUCACCAGACCUAAACAAAAGCUACCCCCCAGAGCCACCCAAGAAAGGAUUGCUACAGAGAAUAUUUAAACGACAGCAUCAGAACAAUUCAAAGAGUUCUCCAAAUUCAAAGGCCAGUUUAAAUCACCACAUAAAUUCAAAUCACUUCUGUCGAGAUAUUGAAACAGAAUGCAUUGCGUUUCUGUAAAGACAUCUCCAACAGAAGAUGAGAUGACAGUGUGAGUGUUAAAGUAUUCUUUUCUUAUUUAAGAUCUAACUAGUAAUUACAGCAUUCACACAAACACUUCCUCUUUUUUUGUAUUGGAAAUAAAUAGUUAUGAGGAAGGGAACAAAAUAACAUUCAUCGGUUCAAGUUUUUUGGCCAAGCCUGCAAACGAAUCCCUAGGUACCAAUUAAGUGAGAUGCUGUGUGAAGUCACAAAGAUGCAUGUGUGGCAAACGUUGGGUCAACUCACUGCCCAGCUAUGGAUACACAAGAGGGAACCACAUGCCUGGGAGCAACGGGCUCCAAAGGGGAACUCCAGGUUUUCUGGAGAAUCGGCGGUCCUGUAGAGAAGAUUCACUCCCAGAGAAGAAACAUUUCAGGCAGUGGCUGGAUGACAAAUGCGUUUUCCUUUCUCAUCACCCCACACGCAGCUGUUAAAUAUGUUUAUUAGCAAGCUGAAACGAGUUAUUUCAUGCGUAUUGAAUGCGAUCUCCCUUAAUUGCAUUUCUUUUAAACACUGGACACUCUUCUAAAAGACUUAACAUUUUAGCCUUUUGAAGGUGAAAGUUGUAAAAACUUUAUUUUGUGUUUCUGAGCAAUGUAGAUAGACCUAAAGAUUUCAUGAACUAUCAUGUGGUUGCCCAUAUCUGACUAAUAAUUAAAUUGUAAAAUUGCAGUUUCAUAUUAGGGUUAGUCUUUUCACCUGCUUUAAAAAUUAAAAAUCAUAUUUGGUAUAUAAACAGACACAGAAUAUCCUUCUGAUUGAAUUUCAAGAGCAUAUCCAGGACUAAAUGUUUUUAAGCACUUCUAAUACUGUAGUCUAUAAGAGGAGCAGACACUUCUAAAGCAAUGUUAAAAGUUGUCUUUCAUAACUGAGUCAACAGAUCAUUUUUGUAAUAAAUUAAAUCAAGUGUUCUCAAUUAGAAGAGCUAGUGGCUGUUGGUAUUGUACAAAAAAAAAAAAUCAUUCUAGUAUCCAAAGGGUUAGGGGUGGGGAGGGUCUGUUUGGUUUUGUUUCUCUUUCCAGGGAGAUCUUUAACAUUGUUUGAUGAAGCUAGUUUCAUUUUGAGAUUGUUACUGAAGAUAAAGGCUUCUGUGUUCUAUGGCUGCUUGGAUUCUUCGUACAUAAUGUCCUAGUAAUGUCACAGUGCUGCUGUAUCUAGAUCAAACCACUGUUUUGAUUGUUUUUUUGGCUUUGUUUUUUUUUUAAUAAAUUCCUUAAUUUAAA